AUUGGCCCCGAGGCUGGUGACCCCGGAAAUACUAAAUUGCGGUGCCCACGCCGGAGUGGACGUGUAGAGGCCGGGUUUGGCCCUCGUAAACUCUGACCCGAGUGCAUAGUUUUCUUUUUCCGGGACGAGAUGGCGCCGUCCACGCCGCUUCUAACAGUCCGAGGAUCAGAAGGACUGUACAUGGUGAAUGGACCACCACAUUUUACAGAGAGUACAGUGCUUCCAAGGGAAUCUGGGAAAAAUUGCAAAGUCUAUACCUUUAGUAAGGAUGGGACCUUGUUUGCCUGGGGCAACGGAGAGAAAAUAAAUAUUAUCAGUGUCACUAACAAGGGACGACUACUGCACUCCUUCGACCUCCCUAAGACAGUUUGCCUUGAAUUCUCACCAAAAAACACUGUCCUGGCAACGUGGCAACCUUACACUACUUCUAAAGAUGGCACAGCUGGAAUUCCCAACCUACAACUUUAUGAUGUGAAAACUGGGACAUGUUUGAAGGCUUUCAUCCAGAAAAAGAUGCAAAAUUGGUGUCCAUCCUGGUCAGAAGAUGAAACUAUUUGUGCCCGAAAUGUUAACAAUGAAGUUCAUUUCUUUGAAAAUAACAAUUUCAAUACAACUGCAAAUAAAUUGCAUUUGCAAAAAAUUAAUGAUUUUGUGUUAUCACCUGGACCCCAACCAUACAAGGUGGCUGUUUACGUUCCAGGAAGUAAGGGUGCACCUUCAUUUGUUCGAUUAUAUAAGUACCCCAACUUUGAUGGACCUCAUGCAGCUUUAGCCAAUAAAAGUUUCUUUAAGGCAGAUAAGGUUACAAUGCUAUGGAAUAAAAAAGCUACUGCUGUGUUAGUAAUAGCUAGUACAGAUGUUGACAAGACAGGAGCUUCCUACUACGGUGAACAAACGCUGCACUAUAUUGCAACAAACGGAGAAAGUGCUGUGGUACAAUUACCAAAAAGUGGCCCCAUCUAUGAUGUAAUUUGGAAUUCGAAUUCUACCGAGUUUUGUGCUGUUUAUGGUUUUAUGCCUGCCAAAGCAACGAUUUUCAACUUGAAGUGUGAUCCUGUGUUUGACUUUGGAACUGGUCCUCGUAAUGCAGCCUACUAUAGUCCUCAUGGGCAUAUAUUAGUACUGGCUGGAUUUGGAAAUCUGAGGGGACAGAUGGAAGUAUGGGAUGUUAAAAACUACAAACUUAUUUCUAAACCAGUGGCCUCUGAUUCUACAUAUUUUGCUUGGUGCCCAGAUGGUGAGCAUAUUUUAACAGCUACAUGUGCUCCCAGGUUACGUGUUAAUAAUGGGUACAAGAUUUGGCAUUACACUGGCUCAAUCUUGCACAAGUAUGAUGUGCCAUCAAAUGUGGAAUUAUGGCAGGUUUCUUGGCAGCCAUUUUUAGAUGGAAUAUUUCCAGCAAAAACAAUAACUUACCAAGCAGUUCCAAGUGACGUACCCAGUGAAGAACCUAAAACUGCAACAGCUUACAGACCCCCAGCUUUAAGAAAUAAACCAACUACCAAUUCCAAACUGCAUGAGGAGGAACCACCUCAGAAUAUGAAACCACAACCAGGAAAUGAUAAGCCAUUUUCAAAAACAGCCCUUAAAAAUCAAAGGAAACAUGAAGCUAAGAAAGCUGCAAAGCAGGAAGCAAGAAGUGACAAGAGUCUGGAUUUGUCACCUACACCUACAUCACAGAGCUCAGCUCAAAAUACAGUCUCUCAGCCAACUUCUGGAGACCCUGAGGUAGACAAAAAAAUCAAGAACCUAAAGAAGAAACUGAAAGCAAUCGAACAACUGAAAGAACAAGCAGCAACUGGAAAACAGCUAGAAAAAAAUCAGUUGGAGAAAAUUCAAAAAGAGAAAGCCCUUCUCCAGGAGCUGGAAGAUUUGGAAUUGGGUAUUUAAAGAGUCACAGAAAGCAAGUUAUUACCAGAAAUCAGUGGGAACUCAUCUUCUGUUAAGUUCAUUGGUGUAUACGGAACGUUCAUGUGCCCACAUUUAACAUUCAUCUCUAAUUUUAACCAUUUUCCAAAGUUCUGCGUAUGCGUGAAAUUAUUUAAUAAUGCCUAUUAAAAUUGAUUUCUGUGUCCUGCAUCUUAGAUCAUGUUAACAUAUGAAAUAAAAGACACAUGACAUAUUGAAGUUUGACAUAUUGAAAGACAAAUGUCAUUGUUUUUUAGGAGGAGACAGUAUUUACCAUAUAAAUGAAUAAAGACAUUUUAAAUUUAA
Molecule: messenger RNA, 2214 nt
Organism: Myotis daubentonii (Daubenton's bat)
Lineage: Eukaryota; Metazoa; Chordata; Mammalia; Chiroptera; Vespertilionidae
Gene: EIF2A
Product: eukaryotic translation initiation factor 2A
Biological process (GO): translational initiation
Cellular component (GO): cytosolic small ribosomal subunit
Molecular function (GO): ribosome binding; protein binding; mRNA binding
Source: RefSeq, a predicted model, not a curated record